UGGUCCAGCUGCUUUCGGUGGCAUCUGGAGUGUGUGGAUGGAAAAAUGUGCCAGCGAGCGAUGCUGACGUUGCCAGAACGCAUCAUCUUGCCACAAAUCAUUCCAACCAGCAACACUAACGUACCUCAGCAACAGCAGCAAUCGGUGGGAUCGGAUUGCUUACGCUCAUCCGUCCAUGACCAGGUACGAUCGGUACAGCUUGUCCUCCGACCAGCAGCAGCAGCAGCAGCAGCACCAACAGAAACCGAAGGAACAUUGUCCGGAGUCAGGGGACGUAGUCCUCUACAGCUCUACAGCUGCGAUGACUGACGAGGAGCUGCUAUUGCUCGAGCGUGCCAACGCCGAACGUGAUGAGAUAUUUCUACGUUACGACCAGGGACGCAAAUGUGACAGUAUCGAUGCCUGGGAGGAUCCGCUGUUCGAAGUUUACACGCAGGCAGAUCGGUACGGUUUCUUGCAUCCCGUUGCACCGAAACAGUCCAAAGAGGCGGAGCUGCUGCAUCACAAGAUCGAGAUGGAACGUUUGAAAAAAUGGGUAAAGAUGGACAAAAACUGGGACAGUGCUGCGACGAAGAAAAAUCUCCCCAGACGCAUCAUGAAGGGCAUCCCUGAUCGGAUGCGUUCGGCAAUCUGGCGCAAACUGCUUGAUCUUGAUCGGCAAAUCAAAGAGAACGUGGGCAUGUACGACCGGAUGUUGCAGUGUGCCCGACACCACAGUCCCGAUAUAAGGCAGAUCGAUUUCGACGUGAAUCGACAGUUUCGGAAUCAUCUGUUUUAUAGGGAGCGGUACAGCGUGAAGCAGCAGAGUUUGUUCCGCGUGCUGGCCGCUUACAGUAUGUACAAUACGGAAAUAGGGUACUGUCAGGGCAUGUCGACGGUGGCCGCAGUACUGUUGAUGUACUUCGACGAGGAAGACACGUUCUGGGCGUUGGAUGUGCUGAUGACCAAUGCACGGUACGCCAUGCACGGGCUGUACAUUGUGGGCUUUCCGAAGUUGAUGCGAUUUCUGGCGCACCACGACAGGAUCCUUACGAAGUGUAUGCCAUCGCUCAAGAAGCACUUGGACAAGCACGAGGUACAUUCUGUGCUGUAUUCGCUGAAAUGGUUUUUUGUUAUCUUCAUCGAGCGGAUACCGUUUAGCCUGUGCCUGCGAGUGUGGGACAUCUAUAUGAUGUUUGGCGAGCGUGUACUAACGGCGAUGGCGUACACCAUACUGAAGAUUCACAAGUCCCGUCUACUUCGAAUGAAAGACAUGGAUCAGGUGACGGAUUUCUUGCAGACUUCGUUGCACAAACAGUUCGGCUAUCACGACGAUCAUGUGAUAAAAGUUCUCCAGCAUUCGAUGGAUGAGCUGAAGAAGCUAAAACUACUUAAUCUACCACCUGCGUCUGCCAACGAGCUUCCAACCGUGCCACGGGGCCAAACUGUGGUGGAACCAUCAGCACAGGCGAAGAUCGGUCACCGUAAUGAACAGUUUUCGGAGCGAGAGAUAGCAUUGAAAGAAACGGUGCUGUAUCGUAGCGAAUCGAAGAACGAGGACGAGGAGGAACAGUACAAUGGUGAUGGUGAGCUGGUUGUUCGGGAACGGGCUAUUGCUGCUAGGGCGGAAGAUGAGGAAGAGGACGAACGGACGGAGAAAGAUUACGAUGAUAUUACGGAAGAUACAGUGAGCCAGCUGCAUACAGGGUUGCAAAGGUUGCCAAAAAAUCCGCGAUUAGUUGAAGGCGUUAGUACCAGCUCGUUGCGCACAAUCCAGAGUUUCACCACGUUCGAUACGGGGACCUCAAUGGCGACCAGCUUAAAUUCCCUCGUCAUCAUCGAUUCGAUCGAUGACUAUUGUGAUAACGAUAGAAUUAUCGAAGAAAGUACUCGCUUGUAAGGAA
This is a messenger RNA of Anopheles maculipalpis, 1883 nucleotides long. Its product is annotated as USP6 N-terminal-like protein. The transcript has 6 exons. Bases 176 to 1879 code for a protein of 567 amino acids. Lineage: Eukaryota; Metazoa; Arthropoda; Insecta; Diptera; Culicidae. The record is from RefSeq and is a predicted model, not a curated record.